AUGGAUGAAUUUGAACAAGAAGCUUCCACAAUAUCAACCUUUUCAACGGAUACUACUCAAUAUAACAGUUCUUAUUUCUCUUCAUCACAUUAUCUGACUGUUAGUACUGACCCAACGACUUCAUCCACAGAUAGUACCAUGAGUACUGACCCAACGAUUUCAUCUACGGAUAGUACCGUUAGUACUGACCCAACAACUUCAUCUACGGAUAGUACUAUGAGUACUGACUCAACGACUUCAUCCACAGAUAGUACCAUCAGCACUGACUCAACGACUUCAUCCACAGAUAGCACCGUUAGUACUGACUCAACGAUUUCAUCUACGGAUAGUACCGUUAGUACUGACCCAACAACUUCAUCUACAGAUAGUUCCGUUAGUACUGACUCCACGAUUACGUCCACAGAUAGUACCGUUAGUACUGACCCAACGACUUCAUCUACGGAUAGUACUAUGAGUACUGACCCAACGACUUCAUCCACAGAUAGUACCGUUAGUACUGACCCAACGAUUCCAUCUACGGAUAGUACCAUCAGCACUGACUCAACGAUUUUAUCUACGGAUAGUACCGUUAGUAGUGACCCAACGACUUCAUCUACGGAUAGUUCCGUCAGUACUGACUCCACGAUUACGUCCACAGAUAGUACCGUUAGUACUGACCCAACGACUUCAUCUACGGAUAGUGCCAUCAGUACUGACCCAGCGAUUACGUCCACGGAUAGUAACCCCGUCGCUGCCGAGAGUUCUUUGUUCGAUGUUGAAAAUUCAACGCAGUUCAAUGACACUGACGACUCAACAACAUCAACAUUCGAUAGAUUAAGUAUCAUUGAUGCAGUGAAACUGCGAGUUGUUGUUGGUCCUAAAAUACUUCAAAUACAUCGUGGACAAAUAACUUAUGAGCUAACUUGUACCGUCUACGGUGUGGAUGCGAGUACACAUAUUUACUGGAGUCAUGAACAGCUCUAUCGACGUUACGUCUUCACCGAUAAAGAGAUUAAAAGUGCUUUACCUUGGCAAAUAACACACAAAACGCAUAUUACAGUUGCGUUUCCAAAUUCUCUGGAUAAGUAUACAUGUGUCGCGCGAGAUAUAAACGGCAACACUGUCACCGAUACUGUUUCUACGCAAAUAGAUUCUGAUACUUACGACCAAAAUUUUGGAAGGAGUAAUCUUGGUUUUAAACCUUUGCGCAUUAUUGCACCGAAUACGAAUGGUAAAGAUCAUGUAGAAAUUGAAUGUACAGGCGCAGAUUCGUACGAUGAAAGCAAAAUAAAAUGGUAUUUUAACAAUCAGCGUCUUGUUAAUGGGCAUCCCUUCUAUCCUCGUGGAAAAAUCCUUCUUAUUGAUCCAGUUACACCAUCACAGUCAGGAAAUUAUCGUUGUACAAUUGCCAAUCAUCGCUAUGUAGAAUCCUCUAUUAUUCUUACAUUUUCAAAAAAACCAGAUGACAUUGUUCAUCCAGUAUUCGAUCCGGCAAGUCCCUUAUCUAUUAACGAAGGAGAAAGUCAAUUAAUUCGAUGUCGAUCGGGAUAUUAUUUAGCUUACUGUGUAUUCCGCAACGGUCAAAGACUUCCAUCGGGUAUCUAUCAAAAUGGCAAUAUUUUAAUGAUUACAAAUGCAACUUCUCGUUACUCUGGAAUGUAUAAUUGCACACUAAUGAAUAAUGAAGGUAAACUUUUACGCAUUUCAUAUGAAAUUCAAGUGAAACUUGAAGGUCAACGACUGAUUAUCGAGUAUACAGUUAUUUCAGAAGAUCCAGUUGAAAUAGCUUGGAAGAAAUAUGUAAAUCAUAGUUAUGAAUCAAUUUCAUCUGCCUUUAUAAUCGAAUCAAAUCGACUUAUUCUUCAACGUGCUACAUUAGAUGUAAUUGGAACUUAUCAGGUUAUCGUACGUAAUUCAUAUGGUGAAAGUCGACAAAAUCUACGUAUAAAUGUAAAACCACGACGUAGUCAACAACGAGAAUCUGUUCAAGUAACGAUUCAACCAAAAGAAAUUAUAAUUGAAGCUAAUGAAAGAACAAUCUUGAAAUGUGAUGUGAAAGGUGCUCAACAAUAUCGAGUUACAUGGAAUAAAUUCGCUUAUAAUACUAGUCUUCCUGAUUAUGCUCAUCAACAAGGAAAUGAUCUGAUCAUUGUCCCAUUCAAUGAUACAUCUACUGAAACGAUGUAUUUCGAAUGUCAAGUUGAUGUAUCUGGUGAAUCUAUAUCAUAUAAUGCUUACGUACGAGUUACUAUUGGUGAUGGAAAAAGUCAAUGA
Molecule: messenger RNA, 2253 nt
Organism: Adineta ricciae
Lineage: Eukaryota; Metazoa; Rotifera; Eurotatoria; Adinetida; Adinetidae
Source: the annotation of a GenBank genome assembly